Molecule: messenger RNA, 981 nt
Organism: Phragmites australis (common reed)
Lineage: Eukaryota; Viridiplantae; Streptophyta; Magnoliopsida; Poales; Poaceae
Exons: 5
Coding region: 106-681 (191 amino acids)
Source: RefSeq, a predicted model, not a curated record
AGCACCGCUGAAUAGAAUUUAUUUCCGGUCGGCCGACUCUUUUGCGCUAUCGAUACCUAGGUGGCGCACUGGUGCAGUCGGUGGAGGUUCAGGGCGGGGGGAGCUAUGGGUUCGGUGUCGGACUCGCAGGCGAAUGGCAAUCACCAGCCGCCGGCAGCGGCGGAGGCGGCGGAAGCCGUCGAGGAGGGCGAGACCGGCGAGACGAUGGAAGGCGUCGCAUCCAUCGCGUUGCUGCCUUCCGGCGCCAUCUCCGGUCACUUCAUUCGUCUCCCGGACUCCAUCUGCUACGGUCUCCAGGGCACCCCAAUAUCUUGCGAGAGGGAAUGUAGCCGAGGAGAGGAUUACCGCCUUAUAAAGCUCACCAUAAUUGAUUUUAAGAGCAAGAGGGAGAAGGUGCUUGUGGUGGAAUGCAGGGGCCAUGAUGCUGCUCGAUUACAAAACAUUGACCAUUUGCAUGGGUGGGAAGAUGACAUUGUUGGUUUGGUUGAAAAUAAACAUGGAAAUCAGAAAGUCUUGCUCUCUUUCGAAUGUGAGACGCUGAAGGCUGAUAAAGAUGCAGAAGAGCAUAUUAUCAAAUACAUGCCAAAUCUAUGUGGACUGGAUGCAGUUGUAAAUAUAGGAAAAAUGAGCAUCUCCGGCAUCAAUCUCAAUGAGGAUGACGGACCGAGAGGAGACAACUGAGAGCAGAAACACUUUGUCAGAGUGCGUUAACAGCGGCGGCUGUUCUCCCUCCUUGUGUUGCUUUUCAGAGUCACUGAUAAACAUGCAGCAGCUAGUUACCAUAAAACGCUUACGUUGCACUAAAAUCAGUAGUCUGAUAAGUUUAUGCCUCAGUACCAAUGUUUGUGCUUAAAAUGACGUGGUUGUGGGCAAGACGUUUCAAGUUAAAUUAGCUGCAGUCUGCUGCAGCUGCAGCUGCAUCAGGCACUAAUCCUGAGGGGUUGUACACUAAAAUUUGGUUGCUGCUGCUGGUGCAAUUCU